AUGGUGCUGGUGGGGAAGACUGGAUCAGGGAAGAGUGCAUCAGCAAACACCAUCCUGGGAAGAGAAUGCUUUGAAUCUAAGACAUCACCUAAUUCUGUGACGAAAGAGUGUAGGUUACAUGAGGUCAUAUCAGUGGAGAAGACCAUCUCAGUUACUGACACACCAGGUGUUUAUGACACAGACCUCACAAAUGAGGCUUUGAAGCGCAAGCUGGAAAGGUUUAUUUACAUGACAGCUCCUGGACCCCAUGUGUUCCUGCUAGUGAUCAGAGUUGGGGUUAGAUACAACAGGGAAGAGAAGGAUGCAGUGCAGUGGAUCUGUGAUAAUUUUGGGAAGGAAGCUUUACAGUACGCAAUGGUACUCUUCACCCACACUGAUGAGCUCAAAGAUACACCCUUAAAGCAGUAUGUAAAUGAGAGCAGUCAGCUAAAGAAGCUCAUUAGAGACUGUGGAGGCAGAUUUCAUGGUUUUAACAACAAUGACAGAAAUCCAAAUCAGGUCACUGAACUGCUGCAGAAAAUUGAAUGCAUGGUGGAGAUCAACAGAAAUAGGGGAAAAGAGCACUAUACUAAUGACAUAUACAAGACAGCCCAGAAACAGAUUGAAGACGCCAGGAGACUAAAGAAGGGAAAAGAAAUAGCUCUGGGUGUGGCCGCUGGUGUAGGAGUGGCAGCAGCAGUAGCUGGAGGAGUUGUGCUCGGAGUCAGAAGUCUCAUGAUAGUCCCAGGACUGUUGAUUGGAGCAGGGGCCUUAGCAGCAGCAGGAGGGCGCCAGACCUCUCGUGAGAACUACGUAAUGCUUUAUGGCACCACCUCACGCAACAACACCUAG
Clupea harengus (Atlantic herring) is the source of this 831-nucleotide messenger RNA. RefSeq names its product GTPase IMAP family member 9-like. The transcript has 2 exons. Lineage: Eukaryota; Metazoa; Chordata; Actinopteri; Clupeiformes; Clupeidae. The record is from RefSeq and is a predicted model, not a curated record. Gene Ontology annotation, molecular function: GTP binding. The coding region runs from base 1 to 831 and encodes 276 amino acids.